AUGAUUGCCUUUAAAAGUAAGGAUUGGUGUGGGCACAUUGGACACUCCCCCUACCUAGCACUCAUCGCAAAUGGGCAGUGGGGUGCCUUUCUGCAUGUCCAAGGCGUUGGAAAGUUUGAAGGAUCUGUCGGCAACGUGCAUAUUGAGAAUCGACCAGCUGAACACUAUGUGAGUAAUGUGGGUUGGAUCCCCAUAAUCUACGAUGGUUUGAAUCAAUAUCGCAUCUACAAGAGUGAAACUUGGGGUGGCUGCAUGUCAACUAUCUCAACUGGCAUUGGCACUUCCCCAAUAGUGGAAGCAAUACUCACAUUAGAAGAUGCCUGA
Messenger RNA from Prunus persica (peach), 324 nucleotides. RefSeq lists its product as uncharacterized. The record is from RefSeq and is a predicted model, not a curated record. The transcript is spliced from 2 exons. Bases 1 to 324 code for a protein of 107 amino acids. NCBI's taxonomy places the organism in Eukaryota, Viridiplantae, Streptophyta, Magnoliopsida, Rosales, Rosaceae.